Molecule: messenger RNA, 1313 nt
Organism: Phoenix dactylifera (date palm)
Lineage: Eukaryota; Viridiplantae; Streptophyta; Magnoliopsida; Arecales; Arecaceae
Product: peroxidase 5-like
Biological process (GO): hydrogen peroxide catabolic process; response to oxidative stress
Molecular function (GO): peroxidase activity; heme binding
Source: RefSeq, a predicted model, not a curated record
CCUCACACCAUCCAUCCCCUUUAUUUGCCAAACACCUAUAAAUACGAAGGUAUCAUAGCUGCUCUUCUCCAUCAACUGCUUUCUCUCCCCCUCUCUUUCAUCUACUACACAAAGCUAGCGCACAAGAUGAGAAGAGCUGGAUUUCAGAUGCCCACCUGCACCUCAUGCUUUCUCUUCAUCAUGGCCAUCCAGGCCACGUUCCAAGUAUCGUUGGCUUCCCUAAAAGUCGGCUAUUAUAACCACAAAUGCCGCUCAGCGGAAGCCAUUGUGAGACAGACCGUGCGCCAGGCCAUGGUCCGUAAUCUGGCCAUCGGCGCCGGGCUCGUCAGGAUGCACUUCCAUGACUGUUUUGUUAGGGGCUGCGAUGCUUCGGUCCUUCUCGACUCCACCCCUGGCAAUCCUUCCGAGAAGGAAUCCCCGGCGAAUAACCCGAGCCUACGAGGGUUUGAGGUGAUCGAUGAAGCCAAGUCAAGAAUCGAGUCCGUCUGUCCAUCCACAGUCUCCUGUGCCGAUAUCCUCUCCUUCGCUGCCCGCGACGCCGCCUACUUUGCUGGCGGCAUCAAAUACGCCGUUCCGGCAGGCCGGCGCGACGGAAGAGUCUCCCUCGAAUCCGAAGUCCUUUCCAACAACCUCCCCCCUCCCGUAUUCAACGCUGUUCAGCUCGAGGAGAGCUUCGCUCGAAAAGGACUCACUCUUGAUGAAAUGGUCACGCUCUCGGGAGCCCACUCGUUCGGCGUCUCCCACUGCUCGUCGUUCGCCGAUCGUGUCAACGCCACCGGCCCGCGGGAUCCCACGAUGGACCGCAGAUUUAACGCCUUCUUGAAGUCUAAAUGCUCGCCGGCUGGAAGCGAUCCGACGGUCAACCUGGACGUCGUGACGCCGAAGCGGUUGGACAAUCAGUACUACAAGAACUUGCGGAAGGGCAGAGGGCUGCUGACGUCGGACCAGACCUUGCAAACCAGCGCGCUGACGGCGAGGCUGGUCGCAGCCAAUGCCGAGAGGCCUCGGGCUUGGGCUGCUAAUUUUGCAGCGGCCAUGGUGAAGAUGGGAUCCAUCGAGGUUCUCACUGGAGAUCAGGGUGAGAUCAGGAGGACGUGUAGGUUUGUGAACAAGUUCUAGUUCUUAGUACAUCUCUGCGUUCGGUAACUAGCGUGUUAUUACCUUCUUUCCUUUUUGUUGGAUUGGUUUAUUGAGGAGGACUUAAGUGUAUAUUGCAAAGUUUUUACCAAGCCCUUUUAUUCUUUUUUUUCCUUCCAUAAGAUGGCUGUAUGAAAUAUGACUAAAAUGAUUCAUAAUAAAUUAUAUGCAUUUGU